AAUUAUGUAGAGCAAAAUUCAAACUUGACUUUUCUCAGUAAAUGUUCAAUUAUUGGGACAUCGUAUUUAACUGCAUUGGCCAUCGUUUUCAGUAAAUGUUAACCAAAAAUAAGGUUUUGGCAUACACAUACAAAAUAUAUGACAUUGUUGCUUUUUAAACCAGGAGCUUCAGAAUUGCAUUUGUGCAAUUAGCUAAUAUAGCCUCUUACAAUCAUUAUUUUAUAUCCUAUAAUGGUUAUAGUUAAGUAAUUAUCGUAGCAGAUAAUACUUACAAAAUAUUAAUAUUAAAAAACAGCAAACCAAGCAUAUAUUCGUGCGGUUAAAAAGAAAGUCCGCGCUAUUUCCUGCAGAACUAGCUUUUUCUGCUACUGCAGCACUGCCAGAUAAAAUAUAUCGAUUGUCAUAAAACGAAGUCGAUAUGCCAGUCACAGUGAUUCGAUCACAUAUGCACCGAACAUUGUCCAUCUCUAGCAGUGCCCUUACGAACGACAAUAACGAAUUCGACUUGUGAAAUAUAAAUAUCACUUUGCAGCACAAUGUUGGUUUUGUUGCACAAAAAUGCCGGCGCUGCAGCGGCCAACCAGGUGCGCAGCAUAGCCAAACGAUUUCUGACGACAACAGCAACAGACUCAAAAACAACAACAACGACAAAAACUGCGCCGGCAACGGAGCACUAUGAUAUCAUAAUUGGCGGAGGUGGCUUAGUGGGCACAACAUUGGCGGCUGCACUGGCCAAAAAUACGACACUGGCGGACAAGAAGGUGUUGCUGCUGGAGGGUGCGCCACCAUUCAAGGGCUUCAAUUCAAGCGGACCCUAUCAAAAUCGCGUUUCGGCCAUCAAUCGAAACUCCGUGGAGCUCUUCAAAUCGAUUGAUGCUUGGGCACACAUUGAGGCGGCACGCUACAAGCCUGUCAAGCAGAUGCAGGUGUGGGAAUCGAACAGUAAUGCGCUUAUACAAUUCCAGCAUGAUAACUUUGCCAGCGAUGUGGCCUGCAUCAUUGAGAAUGAUCUAAUACUGGAUGCGGUCUAUGCACGCGUCCGUGAUUCGGCGGAUAAUGUGAAGGUGCUGAAUAAGGCUCGCAUUGAAUGUGUGAGCCUGCCCGGUGAGACCGGAGCGCCGCAUUCACAUGUCCAGCUGCAGGAUGGACGCAGCUUUACAUGCGAACUGCUCAUUGGAGCCGAUGGCGCAAAUUCUGUGGUCCGCAAACAAAUGGGCGUGGAUGUUUUCUCAUUUAACUAUGAGCGGAUGGGCGUGGUGGCCACAUUGGACCUGAACAUGGAGGAGGACUCAGAUAAUUCGGUGGCCUGGCAACGUUUUUUGCCCACAGGGCCCGUUGCCCUGUUGCCGCUGAGCUCCAAACAAAGCUCGUUGGUUUGGAGCACCACAGUGCCGCAUGCCAAACAAUUGCUGGCCAUGGAAUCAGCCCAAUUUGUGGAUGCCCUAAAUGAGGCAUUUUGCAGAGAAUAUCCACGCAUUGAUGUGGCGGAUAAGGCGCUGCAAGCACUCAAUUCCUUCUUUGGCAACAGUGGAUCACAGCAUCAGCGUCAGUAUCCGCCGCGUGUGUGCGGCGUGCAGGAUGGCUCCCGGGCCACCUUCCCGCUGGGCUUUCUGCAUGCUUCGUCGUACGUGUGCAAUGGCGCUGCUCUUGUGGGCGAUGCCGCACAUCGCGUGCAUCCUUUGGCUGGCCAAGGUGUCAAUUUGGGCUUCAGUGAUGUGCGCAUUCUGGUGGAGACUUUGGCCACCGGCGCCUAUGCUGGAUUCAAGCUGGGCGACACCCAGCAUCUGAUCAAAUAUGAACGCAAAUGCCUGGCCAAGAAUGUGCCCAUUAUGGUGGGCGUGCACGGCCUGCAUACGCUCUACUCCACAGAAUUUAGUCCGGUGGUGCUACUGCGCAGUCUCGGCCUGCAGCUGACCCAAAAUUUGCCGCCCAUCAAGAACAUUUUCAUGAAGAGCGCCAUGGGUUAAACGGACGGGUGCGGGGCAUGUUUUAUCUUUAAGUGUUUACAGUUUUAUGACCGCUGACCAAUAAACUAAAGGCUUUCUAAAAGGCUUUGCUAUUGAAUGGGUAAUAUAAUAUUUA
Molecule: messenger RNA, 2082 nt
Organism: Drosophila novamexicana
Lineage: Eukaryota; Metazoa; Arthropoda; Insecta; Diptera; Drosophilidae
Gene: Coq6
Product: ubiquinone biosynthesis monooxygenase COQ6, mitochondrial
Exons: 1
Coding region: 537-1967 (476 amino acids)
Biological process (GO): ubiquinone biosynthetic process
Cellular component (GO): mitochondrion
Molecular function (GO): oxidoreductase activity, acting on paired donors, with incorporation or reduction of molecular oxygen, NAD(P)H as one donor, and incorporation of one atom of oxygen; 2-octaprenyl-6-methoxyphenol hydroxylase activity; FAD binding
Source: RefSeq, a predicted model, not a curated record